Pyrus x bretschneideri (Chinese white pear) is the source of this 666-nucleotide messenger RNA. Its product is annotated as succinate dehydrogenase subunit 7A, mitochondrial-like. Bases 105 to 416 code for a protein of 103 amino acids. The record is from RefSeq and is a predicted model, not a curated record. Lineage: Eukaryota; Viridiplantae; Streptophyta; Magnoliopsida; Rosales; Rosaceae. The transcript is spliced from 4 exons.
AAAAUUAACACACAAAAUUCGGCCUGAUGGCGAAAACUCGAGUCUUUACCCAAAUAUUUGGUUUUGAUAGCUGCUGCUUCAACUUCAAGCUCGGGUCUUGAACCAUGGCGUUCCUGCUCCGCAAUUCCGUCGCUUCCCAUCUCCAAUCCCACUCGCAGAGGGCGCAGAACGAUUCGCUUUCCCAAUCACGCCGCCAGUUCCACGUCGAGCCAGGGCCUCGCGAGAAAGCGCUCUUGGCAGCGGACCCGUCUUUAAAACGGUUCAAGUCGCAUAAGAAGGGCGUGUCGCGAGUUAAAAGACUUGGAGAUGUUCUUACCAUUGUUGUCAUUGCUGGCUGCUGCUAUGAAAUAUAUGUAAAAGCGGUAAUGCGAGAAGAAGCUAGGAACCAAGCAGGGGCUUCGGGUGCAAGUGCAUAAUCAGGUGUGUAUGUGGGCGGUGUUUGAUUUUCUCUAGCAACCAUGCUGGAACGUGUUGAUUCUGAAUGCUGAAUAAGUGGAAAACAGAGUAUCCCGAGUUGCUUUCCGAAUAUCUGUUUCUGAUCUCUAUCAGGUUUUGUUUCGUAAUAAUAGUCUAUUCUGUAGAAAUCAUAGAACAACUUCAACAAAUGCAUUUGAACAUUCUUUGUUUUUCUUUCGGGUAAUGAAUGUUUUCCUUAACUUUAGACCA